ACUUUCGUCAUUCGUGAUUCGUGAAUCAGUUACGGCCUGGCCGCCGGGUCGAACAGACUUAGACAUCUUGUACAUAAAUAAUUAUAAUCUAGUCACAAUCAGCUCUCAGCAUUGUCUUUAUUCUUUGUACCUGGUCCGUUCGCCUUUCCCUACCUUAUCUCCUAUUAGGGAGCAUAGAAGAUAGAGAUCCCAACCAACUCAACUCUAAAUAUUUUCGUGAUAGAAAACAAAUAUUAAAAAUAUCAAUCAAGCAUUUAUAUUUCAUUUAAUAAGUUAAUGAAUUAAUAGUCUACUACAGUACGAGCAGCGCACUGCGCCAGGUCUAGUAUACUAAAUAAUCGAGCUGCGGCCCACGUACUUGUGCUGCAAAUCUAUCCUGACCAUAUUACGUAGUCGAAAUACAAGUAUGCCUACGCAAACGCAAACGUAUCGCGCCAAAUAGGCGCGUCGAGGAUGUUCCCGUCGCGCGCCGGCUUCUGCAUCAGUCUGCACACUUUCACUGCACGGGACUAUUAUACGAGAACUUCCUUUGUUUAUUUGAGGUUAGUCUCGGCAAGACGGUAAUUGCUCUCGACGGCAAGAAAAUGUGAAUAAGGAAACGCGCUCAUUCACCAGGACAGCAGCACAGACGUGGUAGCAAAAAAAAAGUAUAAAUAGUUUUGUGCAAAACAUUUAUCCGCGUAAAAAGGAUACUCUGGUUUGUGUCAAUUAGACGAGUGUUACUUGAAUUUUUAAGGUGCUAUUUAGGUGUUUAAGAAUUUGGUGCUAAAAAUGGAAGCCAUGAAUAAACCCAACUUUCUUCAUGAAACAAUGGAUAUAGAAACUGCUGAGACCUCAGAAGAGGGUUUGCUAUCAGAAAAGCAGCUUGUGAAUAAUUGUAUGAAACAGUUCAAUUCACUAUUUGUGAAUCACCCUGUGAAGCCUAAGCAGAAAAAUUCAAAGGACUCUAUUCGUUGUAGAAAAGUGGGAAACGAUUUGUAUUUGAACAAGAAGCACGACUCUGGCACGCAUCAUAGAAUUUGGAGUCUGUAUACGGAGAGCAUUGCCACAGCUCCUAAUGAUUCAGAUGAACUGGCCUUAGCGUAUGGCAAUAGAUCUGCUCUAUUAUUUCACCUCAAGGUAUACGAAGAGUGCAUAAAAGAUUGUGAUCAAGGGAUUAAAAGAACUGGCUCGGAUUUCUUGAAAGCCAAGCUUUUGUUUAGAAAAAUAGAGAGUUUAGUUGCCUUGGAAAAGCAGACAGCACUGAGCACUUGUAAAGAUGCUUUAAAAACUUUUGAACAGUUUACACUGAAUAAAGAUGUGAAGGAUAAGUUUAUAGAAAAACUGAAUGUUAUCUUAAAUACUGUACUGAACAGUAAGUUCAAAGAAAAGACUGUAGAAAAGAAAGAAAUGCCUCUUCCAACUUUUAAACAACAAACCGAGGCCCCAUGUGCAUCUACAGCAGUGUCUAUAAGGUAUAACAAGAAGUGGGGGAGACAUAUUGUUGCUGAUCGAAGAAUUGAGCCUGGAGAAGUGAUUGCAAUUGAAAAAAGUUAUUUAACCUCUAUCUGUCUUGAUGGAAUGUAUUUGUUCUGUGCCAACUGUGUACAACAGACAUGGGCAUCUAUUCCAUGUGAGAGUUGUAUUUACAACGUUUACUGUUCACAAAAAUGCAAAUCGGAGGCUUGGAAAAAAUAUCACCAAUAUGAGUGUCCAGUCAUAUCUCAUUUGUACAAUCUCGAUUUGAGCAUAUAUCCUUUCAUAAAUAGGCAUGAUUUAGAUAAUGGUAAAAUUUUUGUAAGAGCUUUGACAUCAGCUUUGAAGUUAUUAUUGUUGUCUGUUAGUCAAGUUGGUAGUAUAAGUAAAAUGAAAAGGGAAUUGAUCCAAAUUGAAAACUGUGAAGAUCCACGUACUAAAGGCUUUUCAAAUAAUGAAGUGUUCCACAGUGACAGAUGUAGGAGUGUUUAUAGUUUGACAACCUCUAGAGAUCAACUACACCAUGAUACCCUUGGUGUUUAUGUAACAAUGGUGUGCGUUGCUACAUAUUAUUUGGCUAGAGAAUCAACUUUUUUUGGAAGAAAAGUAAAACUAACACCAGUAGAAAUGAUGCAAAACGAAGAUAUCAAGUUGAUUGGAGCUUUGCUACUGAAAAGUUCACUUUUACUCCCUAAUAAUACCUUGAAAUACUUUGUACACAGAGAAAGUACAAUAAUAGGUCAAAGGUACGGAGCUGCUUUGUAUCCAUUUUGCAGUCUUUUUAAUCACAGCUGUGAUCCAAAUGUCAAAAGUAUUCCUACAAAAUGUAAUAAACGAAUCGUUUAUGCUAAACACGUUAUAGAAGAAGGAGAACAGCUGUUCCUGUGCUAUGUCGGUGACAAUUAUACGAUCGCGCCUAAAGCUGACAGACAAAAUACUUUACGAAGUGCUUACCACUUUAAAUGUGAAUGUGAUGCUUGCUACGAAAAUUUGCCAACUACUUUACCUUUUGUCAAGGAUUUAAUAGUGAUUUCUCCUAGAAUAAGAAUCAAUUUGGCAAACAAACACAAGUACAUAGAGAAAUUGCAAAAUCAAGUAAUGACUAAUUUACAAAAGACUGAAUAUCGUUAUGAUCCUAAAAUGAUCAAAAUGGUUAGUAAAUUGAUGGUGGAACAUGCGAACCACAUUACUGUUCGAAGCAUGGACUAUGAGAUGUUUGAACAUUUCAUAUACAUGAUGCUGGUUAAUGCGUUUGGGACAUGGUUGAAUAUUCCUGAGACUUGCUGAACCAAGGCAGGGUUUAAAAUUUUCACUAUCUCAACGAAGAAAUACUCGCAUUCUAACUAACUUAUUUCUCUCUCAAUAAUUUAUUGCAUCGUUACACUAGCACAAAUUAUUUGUGUACACAUUCAUGUAUUAUUUCUACAUCAUAUUUUUCUACUUUUGUAUGUAAAACAUAUAAAUGAGUCUCAGACACGAAAAAAAAUUAAUAAAAUCACGGAGAAGACGUUA
Molecule: messenger RNA, 2967 nt
Organism: Nasonia vitripennis (jewel wasp)
Lineage: Eukaryota; Metazoa; Arthropoda; Insecta; Hymenoptera; Pteromalidae
Product: SET and MYND domain-containing protein 4-like
Exons: 6
Coding region: 772-2742 (656 amino acids)
Molecular function (GO): protein binding
Source: RefSeq, a predicted model, not a curated record